AGAAGAACAAAUAAAUAGAAACAUACCCGACGACUCUCUACUUCCGCGACACUUUUCGAAUAUCAACCGUUCAAUCCCCACCCACCCACACCCUCCCGCCAUCACUGCUUCCUCUCUUUCAUUCUUUCUCUCCCACCAAGCACCCUGGCCUUUUGCGUCGCACGACCUCGUCACCGCCCACCCCUCCCUCGAAUACCAUCUGCCGCUCUCGCUCUCCCUUCAUCUUCUACCCCUUAACAUUCCCAACCCGCGUUUAACCCCUUUCCACGACAACCCAGAGUCGCACGACAUAUUCGACUAAAGAACCCCGUCGCCGUCGUUCUCAACAUUCACCGGGGCAAUUUCCAUCUUACAAUUGGCCUCUCGGUAUUGUCCCUGCCCUCUCGACAUAGCAGCACGUGCCCUUCCCCUGCUCAGUCCCCUUCGGUCAAAUCAUGACCCAAGGUGCAAACAACGGCCACCUUAACGGGUUGGCGUUGCCCCACGUCCGAAUACUUCCCCUUUCCUACGACAGCGAAGAUUCCCAGCAAUCAGCGACUCGUCUAAUCCUGACUGUUCGACCAGACUGGGCUUCCGACGACUCCAACAUCGAAUUUAUUCGCUUCACCGACGGCAUCACCAAUACCUUGCUAAAGGCGAUCAACAAGCGGAAGGGCUGGUCCAAGGAGGAUAUAGAUAGGGAGGCUAUCCUCCUUCGAGCAUACGGCAAUGGAACCGCUGUCCUCAUCGACCGCGAGCGCGAGGCCCAGAACCACGAGCUUCUCAUGAAGUACGGACUGGCUCCCGAGCUUCUUGCCCGCUUCCAGAAUGGCAUGAUCUAUCGCUUCAUUAAGGGCAGCGUAACAUCCCCCGAGGAUCUGAGGAAGCCCGCUAUCUACAGGGCUGUCGCUAGUAGAUUGGCCCAGUGGCAUGCGACCGUGCCCUGCAUUACGCACCCGACGUCAGCGAACAGCCAUGUCGACGAGAACGGUGCCAACGGUCACCAAGACCCAGAUGCCAUCAUCGAGAACGCUGCACCUGGCAAGCCAGUGCCGAACCUGUGGACCGUAAUGCAGAAGUGGAUACUGGCGCUGCCUAUCAACACUCAAGUCCAAAGGGAGAGACAAGAGAAACUCCAGAGGGAGCUGGAGUAUAUCGUGAAGGAGUUCAGUCAACGACCCGGCCUUGGUGCCGAUGGUCUCGUCUUUGCCCACUGCGACCUCUUGAGCGGAAACGUGAUUGUGCUGCCGAGCAGCCUGCCUGCGAAGGGCAGUAAGAAGGAAGCCACAGUGACGUUCAUCGACUAUGAGUACGCUACGCCCUCACCGGCAGCAUUCGACAUCGCCAAUCACUUUGCUGAGUGGGGUGGUUUCGACUGCGACUACAACGUGUUGCCCACCAAGUCCCAACGCCGAGAGUUCAUUGAGGAAUACGUCCGCUCAUACUUCAGGUGUUCCCAAGGUAAUCCGGGAGUUGAUAUUGAGGCGGAGACCCGGAAACUCAACGACGAGGUUGACCUGUUCCGUGGCGUGCCGGGUUUCUACUGGGGCAUCUGGGCGCUGAUCCAAGCCGUCAUCUCGGAGAUUGACUUUGACUAUGCCUCGUAUGCGGAGACGCGUCUGUCUGAGUACUGGGCAUGGAAAGAGGAGAAGGAAGGCGACCGGGCGGCGGCCGGCAAAGAGAUGCCCCUGCGCGAGAGACGAUGGGAACAAAUGGAAUAACGCGACGAGGAGGUAAUGUGACCAGACUCAUCAGGUUUCUGCCAUCGACGCAGGUCUUGACGACAGUACCCAGCUGAAAGCACACAAACAACAUGAUAAAAGACAAGCUAAGACAAAAAAACACGCCGCAGAAGUUUGGCAAGGGUUUCUGUAUAUAAACUUCAACUGCGAAACAGAAAUGGAUCGGCGGGAGCGAAGCAUAAUAUCGACACGGGCCGGCGUCAUUCAACAUGAGCUCGACGAAGGCCAGGAAAGAGCUCCGGGGCGUUUCGGGCGGGUUCCUUAGAUGGGGUUUCAUUGCAUGCAAUAUUAACAUUAUAAUUACUGUGAUGAGGGAGAAAUCGA
Molecule: messenger RNA, 2045 nt
Organism: Colletotrichum destructivum
Lineage: Eukaryota; Fungi; Ascomycota; Sordariomycetes; Glomerellales; Glomerellaceae
Product: Putative protein kinase-like domain superfamily
Exons: 2
Coding region: 435-1700 (421 amino acids)
Biological process (GO): phosphatidylethanolamine biosynthetic process
Cellular component (GO): cytoplasm
Molecular function (GO): ethanolamine kinase activity
Source: RefSeq, a predicted model, not a curated record